AACGAGUUCCUCAUAACAGAUCGAAAAUUCAAGUAAGUGAGACGCAAAUUAGAAGCAAUCCGGACGGUAUCGGAUUGCUAGUUCCAAGCUUAAGAAUAACCUCGAGUGCAAAAUUCAGCUCUAAUCAAACACUUCAGCUCGUAACGCUGAUUUUGUCGAGUUAAGAAGAUUCACAAAAUCACUGUAAGAGUCAUCAUGAAAUUCGUUCUUGCUACAGUUUUGGUGGCCGGUUUGUGCCUGGUCCAUGCUGAUGAUUACAAUGGACGAAAAAUGUCAUUCUCAGCUACCGAUGUGUCUCGAUUUACGGCCAAAUUCUCUUCGGUUGAACAUGUUCACAACGAUUUGGAGGUGUUCACCAACCAGCAGCUGGAGAAAUCCUACGACUACCUGCUGCUGGCGUUCACCUUCGACAAGUACGACCUGAACCGGCCAGGAUUCGAGAAGCUGUACCGCAAGAUCUCGGACAAGGCUUGGGAGGAUACCGAGGGUCUGAUCAAGUACCAGGCUAAGCGAGGCCUGACCGUCAACAUCAAUGGAGUGCAGAGCGCGGUUGUUGGACUACUGAACGAGGGUAAGGUUGGCAAAACGAGCCUGCUGGAUAGCGACGAGCUGUCCUCGCUGAAGCUGGCCCUCAGCUACGAGAAGAUCCUGGCCGACGAAAGCCAUCGCAUCCACAAGAAGAUCUCGCACGCCCACGAUAAGGCUAACUGCUACGAUCCCGAUGUGGCCCACUACCUGGACGAGGAGAUCAUCGAGUACCAGAGCGGUGUGAUCCGGAAGCUGACCGGCUACAUCCACAACCUGAACAGCAUCAUCGAGGAAUCAAACACCAAGGAUAUGGGCAUUCACAUGUUCGAUGAGUAUUUGGAAAAAGCAGAAUAAGUUAAGGUUCCGAAAGAAGUGUGCAAGUCAGAAUAAUCCCAUCGCAGAUAUAAAAAAUAGUCAACCAUUUGGAAAAGAUCUAGCUAGAUUCAUUAGAAAACUGUAAAGAAUAAAACAAGUACAAAAUUCGAAACCCUGUCGCUUGCAGUAAAAUCUAAUUCAAUAAAGAAAAUUCAUAAGUA
Molecule: messenger RNA, 1064 nt
Organism: Uranotaenia lowii
Lineage: Eukaryota; Metazoa; Arthropoda; Insecta; Diptera; Culicidae
Gene: Fer2LCH
Product: soma ferritin
Exons: 4
Coding region: 196-882 (228 amino acids)
Biological process (GO): intracellular iron ion homeostasis; iron ion transport
Cellular component (GO): cytoplasm
Molecular function (GO): ferric iron binding; ferrous iron binding
Source: RefSeq, a predicted model, not a curated record